AUGAACCGUUUUCGCACAAAGAAGAGGGCGAAGGAUGAUACCUCAUCCACGCCCCGGGCCUCUCAGGAGUCUGAAUCUCCUGCCCCUUUCAGAUUGUUUGGCAAGGGCAAGAAGUCGCAGGAGGAGGAGCCUAAGAAAGAGCUCGACCUUGAGAAUGCCCUACCGUCGUCUGACGACUUCCGCACGAGUCUAUUGAUGACUGGUCUUUCGGCGAGGUUCUCCAUGCUAAGAGAACAAGAUGAUCCCAACACCAAGAUCGGCAAGGCUAGCGACGACAGCGUCCUGUUUCCCAAGCGUGCAUCAAGAAUGGAUUUUGGAUUCGGCGCUGGUGCGAGCGGUCUCUCGGACAUUGCUGAGGUUGAGUCCCUAAGGAAAGAGGCCCCUUUUGCCCGUAUGGAUCGCAUGGAUUCGUUCCACUCCUCAGACGGAAACUCUGUCUCGGGAAGCAUCAUGGACCGAUCCAAACCGGGAGAAGGGAACAACUUGUUUGGUGGACGCCAGAAGAUUUAUAAGAUUGCCUCGGGAAGCGCAUCGACGAAGAAUGUCGAUGGAGGCGGAAUGAGCCACCGUGCUCUGUACGACGACGAUGUUGCCAUGUCCUCUUUCCAGAAAUGGAGGCAGACGGAGAAGGCGAAGAUGUCUUUCGACGACGACCAGGACCUGGUUCAAUCCACAUCAAGUCUCGAUCUUGCGCGCGCGGAAUCUCCUCCUCCCGCCGGCUACAACCGCAACAGGGAGACAAAUUCAACAACCUCCUCAACGCCAUCGCUCGGCCGCAACUCUACCGCUGCAACCUCUGUGAUGUCCCAACCAACAUCUUCCACCAAGGAUUGGCAGUCUUCGUCAACCGCGCCGAGUUCUGCAGCGGGCACUCCUCUGCUUGAAAGAAGCAUGACCCGCACGAAGCGUCUCUACGAGACAGGUCUGAACAACGAGCUUCAGGAGCAACAAUCUUCGGCAUUGUCUCGCAUGGACACGCUUUCUCGACAGCGUGGCUUUGGCAGCAGGACACCCGACCUUCAGAGUGGCCCUUCACCAACAACAGGUCUUUUUGCAGACCGAUUUGGUGAUCGCAGAAUACUGGCCAAGGGAAGCGCGCCCAAUCUGCGAUCUGCCAGCCCGCCGACGGCGGCAUCGCCGAUCCAACCAAUGGACUUGGGCAUCCGGAACCAGGAUUCAAGGCCCUCAUUUGGCGGUGCGCCGCCUCUGAGCCCGCCCAUCAGUGAAGGGGAGGAACAUUCGAUUCUUCCCAACGACCGAGGCAAGGCCACAGCCAUGGGUAUGUUUCAGAAGCCUCUUCACUCUUACGACGAUACCAGGUACGCCCAGAGGCAACUUCAACUCCAACAAGGUCGAGAGACACCUACCAAUCGAUUCCGCACCGAGUCCAAUGCUUCGCAAACCACUGGUCGUUCCCGGUCGUCUUCGUCCGCACAGAGACAGCCUAUUGAGAGACCUGAGCCCGUCGUCCAGGUUGAGCCUACGUUGGAGGAGGAAGAUACCGCGUCGAUUUACUACAACGAGAAGGAAGAGGAGGCACAGUUGUCUCCCAUGGUUACGAGGCGACCAGCGGACCGCGAUCAUCCCGCUUUCAGGGAUUCGGCCAUUCCCACUCCGCUUUCACUCAGCGGCAGGGAGUCAGUUGAGCCCUCCCCAGUUUCCGAUCAACCGUUCCCUUCCGCACCUGCCGACCAACUCGGCGCGCCACAAGACUCGCCAACCCUGCCCUCCUCUGCAGGCCUCAGCGGCAUGGUUCGCGCCCAUCUCCGAACAGACAGCAACACAUCGUCAAUCUACGGCUCGGCACCUCAAACAUCCACUUUCGCCUCCAGAUUCCCGCUUGAUCCUUACGACCCCUCAUCCCUGGCUGACUUGGGAGUGACGGCCAACCCCUGGGAAGUGCAGUCGCCAGACUGGCAGUCUCCGACGAUUCCGAUGUUCAACGAGCAGGCCACCAAAGAGAUCAAGGAAGCCAAGGAGGCUCCGGCGCCUACCUCUGCACCGCCGCCCACCUCUGCCCUGCCGCCCGCUCCUACUUCCGCUCCUGCCCCAGUCCCGAGGGAGAACCCUCCAACAGCGCCUUCUGAACGUCAUACCGGCUCCAGCACUGAGAUGGAGAAGGAGCACGAUGAGUUUGCCAAUCAGCUGGCGGAUGCCCAGCGCAGGGUCCGAGAGAGACUCACAUCGUAUGUGGAGUCUGAUCGUGACAGCCGAUCUCUGUCCCGCUCCUUGUCUCCUCACUCUUUUGAGCGUACCAGAGAACCCUCACUGCCUCGGCCUAACCCUCUUGGAAUUCUGAGGUCGAAGACCAGCCGAGGUUCUUUGGCUGACCGUCCUAACCGUGAGAACAGCCAGCAUGCCAAGGCGAUCAAGAUGCUGGGUCUGGCCACUUCGACAAUUAGCAGCGCUCCCAGCCCGAACAAGACUAGCUUUGAGGAGAAUGAGCGCCAAUCCCUCGGCAAGGAGGAGCGCGAGAGGCCUGAAAUUGCCAGAGCUGAGACGGCACCCGCUCAACCCCAACAGGAGCAACCCAAGGAAGACGAUUCAAUGCACGCUGGGUUGCGGGCUUUCAGGCAGGCUCGCAAGCAGCUCUUGGAGGCCCAGCGUAGCCCGACAUCGGGUACAAUGCCCAUUCUACCUGGUGCUCUGGGCGGCUCCACGAUUGGCGCCAUGGUAGGCCCCCCAGCAUCACGCACGGCACCAAGUCGAGACCGCACCCCGGGCACUCGCUCUCCGUCGCGCGAACGCCGUCCUCCUCCCGUGACCUACCAGCGGACGCCAAGCGAAGAGCCUCAAACUGGUGCCGGACCAGGGCGUGGUGGAUCACGCCCUCCAUCACGCACGGAGCGUGAUCGCAGCGGUUCCGAGGCAAGCAACGGUGAGAGGGCUCAGCGCCCUGCCAGACUUCGCACCGUCUCGUCACCGUAUGAGGACCGGGGUGCAGGACUCAGUCCUAACGGACCCCCGCCUUCUCGGCCGCUGAUGCCGUCUCCCGGUUUGCCCGGCACCAACAUCCGCCGGUCGCCGCAUAUGCCUCCCCAGCCAUACCCUGGAGCUGCUCCUGCCCCAAAGGCCCUUGAUCGAUCUGCAUCCCAGGGCAAUCUCGCUGUUCAGUAUCGUCGCAGAGGACCCGACUCCGGCCAACCAUCCCCGGUGUCUCCGAUGGCACCCAUGCCUUCGCCUCAGAUUCCUGUUAGUCAGUCCACGCCUACCUUCAGCCCCCCGCCUCGCCGGCCAUCUGCUCCUCCGCUUCCAUCUCCUGCGGCAGAGAAUGCUCCUGUCACCCGCCUUGAUGACUCGAUGAAGCGAGUUGUGAAGAAGAAGGAUAUCUCUGAGCCCACUUUUGUAUCGUCUACUUCCCGGGUCCCUACUGUUGCUCUUCCUGAGACGUCAGAGUCCCGCUCGAGGAGCGGUUCUCGAUCGCGGUCGGGAAGCAUCUUGGGUGCCGCCGCAUCCACGCCCAAUCUUCAUGCUCAUGCCAACAUCAACCCUCCACCAGUGCCUCCGAUCAACCCCAAGCGCCGGAACAUGAUUGGUUCCAUCAUUGGCCGUAGGGGUGAGGAGGAUAUGGGCGCCAGCUCUCCUCAUCUCCCUCUGGCGCCGCCGCCGCCAAUGGCUAGCGACCCCAACGGUGAUGGCAACAGCGCCUUCUCAAUCAGCGACGAUGAGGAUGCCCAAGGGGGCCAGCGACGUCGACUACGCAAGACCAUCAGCGAGGCCAACGGCAUGAACAUGCGUGCUCGCAUGAACCGGGGCAACAGUCCUCCAACGGCUAUCCCCGGCGGUGUUAAUAACAGCUCCAUGCCGGGUGGCAUGAUCUAA
Colletotrichum gloeosporioides is the source of this 3822-nucleotide messenger RNA. RefSeq lists its product as uncharacterized. The record is from RefSeq and is a predicted model, not a curated record. NCBI's taxonomy places the organism in Eukaryota, Fungi, Ascomycota, Sordariomycetes, Glomerellales, Glomerellaceae. The transcript has a single exon. The coding region runs from base 1 to 3822 and encodes 1273 amino acids.